This is a messenger RNA of Caenorhabditis elegans, 935 nucleotides long. The record is from the annotation of a RefSeq genome assembly. Lineage: Eukaryota; Metazoa; Nematoda; Chromadorea; Rhabditida; Rhabditidae.
AUGUCCCAGUCAUGUUCUGGAGAGGAGAGUUUUUUGAAUACUGAAAUAUUCGUGACCAUGGCUUUUCAUUGCCUGACUAUUUUUGAAGUUCCUGUUCAUAUUUUUGUUGGCUACCUAAUAUUAUUUAAAACUCCAAAACGAAUGGGAAAUGUUAAAUGGUACAUGUUCAAUGUGCACUUUUGGAGUGCAACUCUAGAUAUUUCGCUGAGUUUGUUAGUAAUUCCAUAUAUGUUUUUCCCGUUUGCCGCUGGAUAUUCAUUUGGAAUUUUUAAGUGGUUAGAUGUGAAUCGUGCGUGGCAAACAACGGUCAUUGUGAUUGAGAUUGGAAUGACCAUUAUUUCAAUUCUUGUGCUAUUCGAAAAUCGAUUCACAUUUUUGGCAUCAUCGAGCAAGGGCUGGACGAGAUUUCGUAAAGCGUUUAUCGGGAUUUUGCACGUUGUAGCUUGGACAUAUUUUAUACCAUUCACCCUCACUACGCCUGACCAGGCAGUCGCUGGACCUGCAAUUCUACAGAGACUUCCCACUCUUCGUUGUUUCUAUUCUGACGAUAUAUUUGUACUUACACAAGAUGCAACAUUAGUUGGCUGGAGUACUGUAACAAAACUAGUCAUUGAAAUAAAAAUGCGGUGCUCUCCAAAAACACAAUGGCACUUCAAAAAAAGUUUUUCGUAUCGAUUACCAUCCAAACAGUGAUUCCGUUUUUUAUCAUUCUGGUCCCUCUCUGCUAUUGUGGGUACUCACUUGGUAAAAUGUAUUAUAAUCAAGCUUUGAAUAACAUAUCAUUUCUUGUUAUAUCAUCUCAUGGUCUGGUAUCAACUAUUGCUAUGUCUCUUAUUCACGAGCCGUAUCGAAAUGCAAUAUUCCGGUUUGGAAAACGUGGAACACAUCAUAGAACUGCUUCGAUUAGUUUUAUAAGACAUUCUCAUUUGCAUUAA